This is a messenger RNA of Selaginella moellendorffii, 1737 nucleotides long. Its product is annotated as lycopene beta cyclase, chloroplastic. Gene Ontology annotation, molecular function: oxidoreductase activity, acting on paired donors, with incorporation or reduction of molecular oxygen. The record is from RefSeq and is a predicted model, not a curated record. Gene Ontology annotation, biological process: carotenoid biosynthetic process. Lineage: Eukaryota; Viridiplantae; Streptophyta; Lycopodiopsida; Selaginellales; Selaginellaceae. Bases 98 to 1639 code for a protein of 513 amino acids. The transcript is spliced from 8 exons.
ACCUCGCAGUGGAGAGGCGACAAAGCCUUGGAUGAUAUAGGCUAUGGUAUCGCGCCAGGCGCAUCCUCCUCUAGCUUAGGUCGCGAAGAUCAUCGCAAUGCCGGCCAUGGCGGGAGCGCUCGAAUCCCCCGCUACUCUCUCCGGCGGCGCCAGGCACCAGGAGCUCCUGACGAGGAAGAUCGGCUUUGGAGGUAAUCGCCUAGCCCUAGCGCCACAGCAGAAUGGAGCGAGCUCGCGGAGAAUUGAGGCGAGGCUGAAAUCCAGCGCCGGCUCCGCGAGCUCGUCCAUGCUGCUGGAGCUCGUCCCGGAGAGGAAGAAGGAGAGCUUGAGCUACGAGCUCCCGCUAUUCAAUCCGUCCAGGAAAGGGCCUCUGGAUCUGGUUGUGGUGGGCGGAGGGCCUGCCGGGCUCGCAGUUGCCGCUCGAGUGUCCGCCGCCGGGCUUAGCGUUUGCUGCAUCGAUCCUUGCCCGCUCAGCAUCUGGCCGAAUAACUAUGGCGUCUGGGUGGACGAGUUUGAGGCGCUGGAUUUGCUCGAUUGCUUGGAUCACACCUGGGCGAGCGCUGUGGUUUACAUCGAUGAUGGUGUCAAGAAGUUCUUGCAGCGGCCAUAUGGACGCGUGAACAGGAAGCGAUUGAAAGCCAAGAUGACCGAGCAGUGCAUCGCUAAUGGCGUCCAGUUCCUGGCAACCAAGGUGAAGAACGUAGUGCAUGACAGAGAGAAAUCUCGCGUCGCGUGUGAGGAUGGAACUUGUCUCGAAAGCGCGUUGGUUCUCGACGCAACCGGGUUUUCGAAAUGCCUCGUGCAGUAUGACCAGCCUUUCAAUCCAGGAUACCAGGUGGCUUAUGGGAUUGUGGCCGAGGUGGACUCGCAUCCAUUUGAUCUGGACAAGAUGGUCUUUAUGGACUGGAGAGACUCGCACUUGGCUGGAAAUCCUGAGAUGAUUCGUGGCAACAAGAAGCUUCCAACUUUUCUCUACGCCAUGCCGUUCUCGUCAACCAAGAUCUUUCUAGAGGAGACUUCUCUAGUAGCGAGACCCGGCGUGCCCCUCAAAGAGAUACAAAAGAGAAUGGAGGUACGGCUCAGGCACCUGGGCAUUCACGUAAAGAGCAUCGAAGAGGACGAAGUCUGCGUGAUUCCAAUGGGAGGUGUUCUUCCGGUUAUUCCACAAAGAGUCCUGGGCAUCGGAGGUACCGCAGGCCUAGUUCAUCCAUCCACUGGUUACAUGGUUGCGAGAACAUUAGCCGCGGCUCCGGUGGUCGCAGACGCUAUCGUUCGCCAGCUCGGUAGCAGUAGAAGUAGCAGCAGUGUCACACUUCUCCCCGACGAUUUAUCAGCUGAAGUAUGGGCCGAUCUCUGGCCGAUCGAGAGAAAGAGACAGCGGGAGUUUUUCUGCUUUGGCAUGGACAUAUUACUCAAGCUCGACUUAUACGCGACGCGGAGGUUUUUUAGCGCUUUCUUCGACUUGGAGCCUCGGUUAUGGCAGGGCUUUUUGUCCUCGCGCCUUUAUCUUCCAGAGCUCGUCGCGUUUGGUCUGUCGCUGUUCGCGCACGCACCGGCAAAAUCGAGACUAGAGAUAAUGGCCAAAGGAACUCCAGCGCUUGUCACGAUGGUAAACAAUUUAAUCACCACAAAGAGCUAAAAACGUUGAUAGAAGUAAGGAAUUUCUUAUAAAGAGAACAACCUCCGUGCGUUUUAAAUCGAGCGGAUAUUCUCUGGGGAAUCUAAGGCAGAUUUUUA